AUGUCUUCUCUGGGGAAGAAGGAGACAGAGCCGUCGAUGUCGAUGUCGAUGGAAUCAACCCCAAAUCCGUCGCUUCCGGAGGAUUUGCUAUUGAGCUGCUUCGCACGCGUCUCUAGAUUGUAUUAUCCGACUCUCUCCCUCGUCUCCAAGCGUUUUCGAUCUCUCCUUACUUCACCGGAGCUUUACAAGGCCCGUUCACUCUUGGGCCAUACCGAAACUUGUCUCUAUGUGUGCUUGGGGUCCUAUCCGCGUUCUCGCUGGUACACUCUCUGCCUAAAGCCUAAUCAAACCCUAACUUGUGACACAAGUGAGGAUGAGAAAAAGAAGAAGAAUGAGUCAAGUGGGUAUGUUUUGGCUAGAGUCCCAAUUCCAAGCUCUCCUCGUGUGCGCUUUCCGGGUCUCGUGGCGGUUGGUUCUGAUAUCUACGUAUUUGAAGAAGAGAGACCCUACUUUGAAAUAAAGAAAGAACGCUCCUCUAACGUCUGGAUUCUAGAUUGCCGGACUCACACGUGGCGCGAGGCUCCAAGCUUGCCGGUGAAGCUAUUGACACUUUCCGCUAGCUUUCUUAAUGGAAAGAUAUAUGUAGCAGGAAGUAGCUGGUCCUGGAAGAACACAGUUGAGGUUUUCAACACAAAAACACAGAUUUGGGACACUGAGAGCUUCACCGGCUGCGAUUUUUAUGACUCGAGAAGCACAUGUAUUGACGGAAUGUUCCACGUGUUGCAGAAGAGGGGAGAGGCGGUUGCUCACAAUUCCAAAAAAGGUAGAUGGUACUUAGUUGGAGGAGAGAUGGAUUAUCAUAAGAUUUAUUGUUCUUAUUGCGAGAUAGAGAAUGUUAUGUACUCUAUUACUUCUAACCGAGUAUUGAGAUGGUAUGACACUGAGGUAAGCAAGUGGAGAUGUUUGACGGGUUUGGAAGGACUACCUAAGAUCCCUCUUGGCGCUUGUGUUAGAUUGGCUGAUUAUGGUGGAAAGCUUGUGGUUUUGUGGGAAGAGUAUCAUUAUGAUUUGAGGCAACGUGUCGGCUAUAAGAAGAUUUGGUGUGCGGAGAUUGCGCUUGAAAGACGGCAAGGACCUGAGAUUUGGGGAAAAGUUGAGUGGUUUGAUCAUGUGCUUACAGUCGAAUCAUGUGAUCUCGUCAAGGUUCUUUCUGUUUCUCUUUGA
Messenger RNA from Microthlaspi erraticum, 1164 nucleotides. The record is from the annotation of a GenBank genome assembly. Lineage: Eukaryota; Viridiplantae; Streptophyta; Magnoliopsida; Brassicales; Brassicaceae.